ACAAUAAUUAAUCACAAAGAUGGAAACCAAAUUGAGAUCACUUUGCUUAAUUACAUUUAUUGUAUUGGCAACAAAUGUCUCAAUUGGAAGUGCUCAAGAUAGCUCUUGUUUAAACAAGCUUGCACCUUGCCUAAACUACCUCAAUGGGACUCAAGACCCACCUCAUAGUUGUUGUGAUCCACUCAAAUCUUUGAUUAAAUCAGAUGCAGCAUGCUUAUGUAGCUUGGCAAGCAAUAGAGGUUCAAGGCAAGCUGAAAAGGCUGGCAUUAAUAUUAAUGAAGCUCAGAAUCUGCCUGGGAGAUGUGGUCAACGUGUUAAUCCAUUGACAUGCCUCACAAAUUCUCAUGGCUCCAAGAACUCAGAUAACAACUCGGCAACAAAGUUGAUAAACAUGUCCUCGCUAGUCAUGGUGAUUUCAGUUACGUUAACUAUUAUACAAAUGUUAUCGGGGUCGACUUAAGCACUCUCAAAAGAUGUUUUGAAGAUGCGUACAAUCAAACAUAGUAUUGCUAGUUGUUACUAUCAAUGCAAUCAUGACCAAUAUUUUAUCGUCUACCUAUUGAAAAGAAAACUUACUUCUUUUUCUUUUUUUGAUACA
Messenger RNA from Trifolium pratense (red clover), 598 nucleotides. Its product is annotated as non-specific lipid transfer protein GPI-anchored 30. The record is from RefSeq and is a predicted model, not a curated record. NCBI's taxonomy places the organism in Eukaryota, Viridiplantae, Streptophyta, Magnoliopsida, Fabales, Fabaceae. Gene Ontology annotation, biological process: lipid transport. Gene Ontology annotation, molecular function: lipid binding. The coding region runs from base 20 to 460 and encodes 146 amino acids. The transcript is spliced from 2 exons.